This is a messenger RNA of Heterotrigona itama, 3644 nucleotides long. The record is from the annotation of a GenBank genome assembly. NCBI's taxonomy places the organism in Eukaryota, Metazoa, Arthropoda, Insecta, Hymenoptera, Apidae.
AGACAGACAGACAGACAGAUAGACGGAGAAAGAGAGAGAGAAGAGAGAUCGUGUGAGAAAGGAGUGCGAGAGGAAAAGAGAAAGAGAGAUUGGUUUCUAGCCCUGUGUCUCUCCUUCUCCCCCGCCGGUGCCGAUGUUCGUGUGGGUGAGUGGCUGACUCGUGUGGUAGGGGGUAGAGAGACCGUCGCCGGGGGGUGAGAGGAGAAAUAAUUAAUGUGCGACCGUACCUCUCCCCUUGCAGUACAGGGCACCCCUCCCCCCUCGCACUCCCUCCCACCCUCCCUCCCUCCCUCUCCCCCUUCCCCAUGGUCUUGUACCGCUACGCUUAGCUGCCAUUGUGCCGAGACGCUACUUCCGAAGCAUCAAAUUCAAUUCUUCGAUUUUCGUGCCGCGCCACCGGAUUCCUCGUUCGUGGCGAGAAUUCUGGCGAGAAGAUCAAAAGGGGGAGCAUACACGCGACUAUCGUCGUAGUGCUGCCGGGCGGCCGAGCAAAGCGCGCCAAUAUCCUCAUCUUGUGUAUGUACGAAUCCCGAGCAACCGAUAUACACUCUCUUCCUUGAACGCUUUGAAUAUCACGGAGGGAGGUUAGGUUAGGACAUUGCUUCCGUGGACAUCGGCCGAUGCGCCUUGCGAUUGUACAUGCACACGAGUAUGGCCCUUUUCAUCGCGCGAAUUUCAUUAUCGUGUGCGAAUAAUUGAUCUCGUUACCCGGUGGUGGAUGCUCCUUGUACUUCUGCCUGUGUUGUGAUCGCGCCCUUUGCGAAUCGCAAGACGCCGUGUUCGAGACAUCUCGUAAAUAAGCGAAGGGAACGAGCGGAGAGCACGAUGCUCCGGUGCAUAUGAAACAAAGAUUUUGCAGCAGUAGCAGGAGAAAUUCUCCAUCGAUCACUGUUAAUUCUGGUGAUGUAGGAGUUCCAUUAGAUUUAGGUGUUCAUUUUUCUUCGAAUCCUAAUGUGGACAACAACAUGCCAGAAGCACGUAACAUUCAGAAUGCAGCAAGAGGCAUUUUGGCUCCUAAGUCUGGGGAUGAUAGGAAAACACGCCGUAAUCUUAGACCUAGAAUUGAAAUAAGUUAUGCAGAAAGUCCUGAUGAACGUAGAAUAAAUGGUUAUGUGAAUGGAAAUGCAGACAGUGAUGAAGGUGAUAUGCCUCCUUUGCCUCCAAUAAAAGAAUUAUCAUCAGACGAAUUGGCAGAACGUGAAAGAACACUCAGAAAAUUAAGGGAGGAUCUUAGAUCUGAGGAAAUGAAAUUGGUAUUAUUGAAAAAAUUAAGGCAAUCUCAACAACUAAAGGAAAACAUUGCUGCUGUGCCCAAAGUUCCAACUAAAUUACCUCCUCCGGUUACAGUACAACCAGCCCCUCACAGUAACGUGCCUGUUUCCAGUCAUAGGACAGGCAAGGCACCACCACCUUUACUCAGAGGACAACCUGCACCUAGCAGAAGUAGUAGUUUACAUGCACCACCACCUGGAAUGUUAUUACCACCCACAGUUGGACGCAGUUCUACUUCUAGUACUGGAAUGCCACCCAACAUGGUCAUACCACAACCACCUCAUCCUAGAGGCAGGCCACCUAGUGCAACGCCCAAUGUAUCAAAUUAUCAUGCACCUGCGGAUAGAACUGAAAGAUCUACAAAAGAUCCAACACCCACUCCAGCACAUCAAGAGAGACCAAGGGAUGAUAAUCAGACACCGGCACAACGUCAGGCAGCUGCUAAAUUGGCUUUAAGAAAACAACUUGAGAAGACGUUGUUACAAAUACCGCCUCCUAAACCUCCACCACCGGAGAUGCACUUCGUGCCAAAUCCAUCUAAUACGGAAUUCAUAUACUUGGUGGGUCUAGAGCACGUAGUUGAUUUUAUCACUAAAGAACCCGCUAUCCCACCUCCUCCGGAACCAUUUGAGUGUACUCAAUGCAAAACGGAUUUCACACCCGUGUGGAAAUGGGAAAAGCCUGUAACGGGCGGUAAAAAAGAAGGUCCACGAGGGCAGCAUGCGACGUUUCAAAGACCUCCGGCAGGUCGUGAUCCUCGAGUCAUAUGCGAACAUUGCGUUACGACCAAUGUUAAAAAGGCUCUCAAAGCAGAACAUACUAAUCGGUUAAAGACAGCGUUUGUGAAAGCGCUACAACAAGAACAAGAAAUAGAGCAAAGGUUGGCUCAAGCAGCAUGUCCAAGUCCAGAUCCACCAGCUCCUAAACCAGUUCCUAAAGCAGCUACUCCUACAAGAAGAGUAGCAACACCACCAGCUCCUCCACCACAAGUCCCACCGGCACCAACGCUAGCGCCAACCCCACCAGCACCCAAAUUACAAGAACAUCCUCUUGUCAAAUUGGCAGAAAGUGGAAAAUUCAGUCCACAUCAUGCUGCUGCGGCUGCUUUACAGCAACAAUUGCUCAGAGAACUGGCAAAAAACCCAGUACCAGGUCUACCACCUCAUCAACCUCUUCCAGCUCACAUGAUGCCACCAUUUACAUCUAUAUUAUAUCCUUAUCAACUAGCAAUGGCGCAGGCUGGUGGAAAAGGCCUGGCAGAAUUACAACGACAAGCAGCAGAUUUACAACGUCAAUAUUUGCUUGAUAUGAUUCCGUCGCAAGCAUCGCAGGCACAGGGUAACCAGGCUCCACCUCGAGCUCAUCCACAUAAUUGGAAGACGUAACCAGACGCAUUUAAAAACCGACCAAUGAACACAAAUAAAUGAAAUAAUUGCUAAAGUUGUGUUAAAGAAUAUCGAGGAGAAAAGAUACUCCUAUUCUUUUGCCACGUACUAAAUGAAGAUUUUUCAAUGAAUUGUGAAAGUCAUAUCUUCAUGACACUUUUAGGAUAAUGUAUCAAUCUAUGUAAGAUUGGUAUUUUUAUUUACAACGUGAAGCUCAAAACUUGGAACAAUGGGACAGACACUUCCUGUUAUUAUUGUGAAAAUGAAUGGAUUUUAACUUUCAUUUUGUGAAUAUGCAUAGACGUGUGAGUGAGCAAGUCUUGAUUGUUACCCGGAGGGUUCGAUGUUUUGUCGUCUCGAACAUCCUAAACUUUCAUUUAUAACAUACGAAUGAUAAUUAUCGUAAUUUCCUUGGUGGUUUCAAAGAGAGAGAAAGUGAAAUAAUGAUCACAAUUUAUCCCGAAUGCCAGAAAACGAACAGAUCUUUUGAUUGGUUUUUCCCAGGAAGGAGCAAUAUCUGUUUUCUUCUUUUCCGCAUUACCCUAUGUUGAUAUUAACAGUACUACAAAGGAAUAAUAAAUGAAUGUCAAUCAGUUGAAGCAACUGCAUAAUAACGUGGACGCACAUAAUUGAAUAUAAUUACUUCAAUUAUUACAUUAUAUAUAUUAUAUAUACAUAAAGAACCAAGUGGACAUUUAUAAGGCACUAAGGACAGUAAUAAGUGUUCGUGAUCAUAAAAAAGUUGGUUGAUCCACGAUAGUAGAGAUAAUCGGAAAGGGAGAGAAUGAACGAAUGAACGCGAGUGAGAAAGAGAAGGGCGCAGAGAACACGCAUAAGCAUGUAGUGUAAAGCAACAAUGUUGGGGAAAAAAGUGGAAUCUUUUUUUAGAUUCUUCGUAUAUUAUAGUUAAGCCAACUUCUGUCGCUAGUUUGAAUAAUUUUUUUUUUGACCAUCGGCGGUACCUGUUCUAUAUAUAUAUAUAUUUCU